Messenger RNA from Penicillium angulare, 1137 nucleotides. RefSeq names its product uracil-DNA glycosylase. The transcript has 3 exons. Gene Ontology annotation, biological process: base-excision repair; base-excision repair, AP site formation via deaminated base removal. Gene Ontology annotation, cellular component: mitochondrion; nucleus. Gene Ontology annotation, molecular function: uracil DNA N-glycosylase activity. Bases 1 to 1137 code for a protein of 378 amino acids. NCBI's taxonomy places the organism in Eukaryota, Fungi, Ascomycota, Eurotiomycetes, Eurotiales, Aspergillaceae. The record is from RefSeq and is a predicted model, not a curated record.
AUGGUUAGCCCAACCCUCAAGCGAAACGCGGAUCAUCUAUCCACGCCAAAUUCAGACAAAAAGAAACCCAAAGGAGGAAGCAUCACUUCGUUCUUCGCUGCUCCAAAGCCUAAGCCUCAAGAUACCCAAGGAUCCGGACCCGCCGCACCUUCUCCAAAGCCGAGCUCUUUCAACAAAGAAAAAUGGGUGGCGUCACUUACACCGGAGCAGAGGGAAUUACUCCAACUAGAGAUUGAUACAUUGAAUGAAAGCUGGCUUGCCCAUCUGAAGGACGAUAUUACCACAACCGAGUUCCUGAAUCUGAAAAGAUUUCUUAAGAAAGAGAAGGACAACAAAGCCAAGGUCUUCCCUCCAGAGGAAGACAUCUAUUCCUGGUCUCACCUCACACCCUUGCACGAUGUCAAAGUGGUAAUUGUAGGCCAAGAUCCAUACCAUAAUGAUCACCAAGCUCACGGGUUGGCGUUCUCCGUCCGUCCUCCAACGCGAGCACCAGCAUCCUUGCUCAACAUUUACAAGGGUCUCAAGAAGAAUUACCCUGAUUUCAUAAAUCCACCGAACAAUGGCGGACUGCUUACACCUUGGGCUGAACGCGGUGUACUGAUGCUCAACACCUGCCUCACAGUACGUGCGCAUCAGGCUCACAGCCAUGGCAACAAGGGCUGGGAAACUUUUACUCAAAAAGUCAUUAACUUGGUUGCUCGCUUACGAACUCGUGGUGUCGUUUUCCUUGCCUGGGGAAAGCCUGCGGGUGUACGAGUAGCUAAGAUUGACCGACAAAAGCAUUGCGUGCUACAGUCAGUACAUCCGAGCCCCCUCAGUGCGCACGGCGGAUUUUUCGAGAAUGGUCAUUUCAAGAAAUGCAACGAUUGGCUCGCUUCGCGAUAUGGUGAUGACGAAAUCGUUGAUUGGCAUCUGGUACCCACGAAGGCCAAACCAACCUCUUCCUUGGACAAGGAGAAUUCAUCGGCCUUGGCCAAUGCCACAGAAGCAGCUGCAAAUGUUCCAGAAUCAAAGUGUCCUGAGGAGGCAGAUAAGAAGGCGAAGGCUUGUCCCGCCGACGAAUUUGACGAUGACGAUGCCCUGGAAGCCUUAGCAGCAAUGGAGGAGGAAAUUUCCACAAAAGCAGUUGGAGCUUGA